Sporisorium graminicola is the source of this 1302-nucleotide messenger RNA. RefSeq lists its product as uncharacterized. Gene Ontology annotation, biological process: regulation of gene expression. The coding region runs from base 1 to 1302 and encodes 433 amino acids. The record is from RefSeq and is a predicted model, not a curated record. NCBI's taxonomy places the organism in Eukaryota, Fungi, Basidiomycota, Ustilaginomycetes, Ustilaginales, Ustilaginaceae. Gene Ontology annotation, cellular component: cytoplasm; nucleus; Rpd3L-Expanded complex. The transcript has a single exon. Gene Ontology annotation, molecular function: histone binding.
AUGGACGCCUCAAAUCUCAUCGAAGAUGAGGCUGCCAUCGCCCAGCAGAAGCUCUCCAACGAGGAGUACAAGAUCUGGAAGAAGAACUCGCCCUUCCUCUACGACCUCGUCGUGACGCAUGCGCUCGAAUGGCCUUCGCUCACCUGCCAGUGGUUCCCGGACAAGGAGUCGCCCGCCGGUCAGUCCUAUACCCAACACCGACUGCUCCUUGGCACCCACACCUCGGGUCAAGACCAAAACUAUCUUCAGAUUGCACAAGUUCAGCUGCCCAACACGGGUGCUGAUGGCCCCUCCAACUCGGCAGAGAGUCGCUUGGAUCUCAAACAGUACGACGAGGACAAGGGGGAGAUUGGAAGCUAUUCGGCCACCACGGCUCGUUUGACCAUUGUGCAAAAGAUCAACCACGAUGGCGAGAUCAACCGUGCUCGCUACUGUCCUCAGAACUGCGACCUGAUUGCGACUCGAACCGUUACCGGCAAGACGUACGUGUUCGACAGAACAAAGCACUCCAACACACCUUCGGCCGAUGGCGUUUGUCGACCUGACAUCAUCCUCGAAGGGCAGGAAAAGGAAGGCUACGGUCUCUCGUGGUCGCCCUUGAAGCAGGGCCACAUUCUCGCCGCGAGCGAAGACACCACCGUCUGCCACUGGGACAUCAACAACUACACCAAGGGCAACAACACCCUCCAACCCACCGCGACCUACACGGGCCACACGUCGAUUGUCGAAGACGUCGCAUGGCACAACCACCACGAGUCGCUCUUCGGUUCCGUGGGCGAUGACCGCCAGCUGCUCAUCUGGGACGUGCGCGAACCUGCCUCGGCGCCCAAGUAUCGCGUGGAGGCGCACACGGGCGAAGUCAACACGCUCGCUUUCAGCCCCGAAAACGAAAACAUCCUCGUCACUGGAUCCUCGGACAAGACCGUCGGUGUGUGGGAUCUGCGCAACCUCAAGGUCAAGCUGCACUCGCUCGAAUCGCACACGGACGAGAUCCUGUCAGUGUGCUGGUCGCCACACCACCCGACCGUGCUUGCGAGUGCGUCGGCGGACCGCAGGGUGAAUAUCUGGGACCUCAGCAAGAUCGGCCAAGAACAGACGCCUGAGGACGCAGAGGACGGCCCGCCCGAGUUGAUCUUCGUGCACGGCGGUCACACGAGCCGCCCGACGGAUCUCGGUUGGAGCCCGCACAUGGAGUGGGCGCUCACCUCGGCUGCUGAGGACAACAUCGUCAUGGUCUGGAGGCCCAGCAAGGCUGUCAUUGACACGGGGAACGAGGAGGUCAACCCGGAGGACCUCGAGUAA